AUGCAGCGUACGAUCACCGUCAGUGUGAUCGGUGUCAGUGGUCGUGAGGCAGUCAAAGGCGUUAAAGGUGUCGGUAAAUCGCUCAUCUGUAACCGAUUUGUUCGCGGUGAUUUCGACGCCUUCUUUCCGGAACACUGCUCUGUUCUAUCCCAGACCGACUUCGGCGGCUCUCCGGUAAUUAACAACGAUCAUUGGCUCUAUUGGGGUGAACGCCAAGUGAGUCUCGAUGAUGCUUCCAGUCCGGUGACGAUACGGGUAAUCGAGCAGACAGAAUUUUUGGACGAUGAGACGUACGAGCCUAUCGCAGGCCCUUCCACCUUUGAGCCUGAACAGCUUGGUCUCGAGGCUGAAUUCGACCAGCAUGUGCUGCCGGACGGAAAAUGCACUGUGGAUGCGUUCAUCUACGUGUUCGACGCCAGCAAAACCGAUGGACGAACAUUUGAAAGCCAAUGUUCUACGUCGGCAUCGAUACUGUCUAAUGUGAUCAAGACGAAGAAACCCGUUGUGGUUGCAUUAAGUCAGAUGGAUAGCGUGGACGACGAAGCACGGAAGGCUCUUCAUUCACUACUUAAUCGAAAGGAUCUCAAAAGCACACAUAUCACCGUG
This is a messenger RNA of Ostertagia ostertagi, 606 nucleotides long. NCBI's taxonomy places the organism in Eukaryota, Metazoa, Nematoda, Chromadorea, Rhabditida, Trichostrongylidae. The record is from the annotation of a GenBank genome assembly.